Molecule: messenger RNA, 9372 nt
Organism: Venustampulla echinocandica
Lineage: Eukaryota; Fungi; Ascomycota; Leotiomycetes; Helotiales; Pleuroascaceae
Exons: 6
Coding region: 1-9372 (3123 amino acids)
Source: RefSeq, a predicted model, not a curated record
AUGUCUACGUCCAGAAUCUCCCCGGCCAUAUUAGAGCCGCUCGUCAACCAUCUCACUCUCCCGGCCCGCCUUCCAGGUCAACAGGACAGCAGGCUCUACAAGAUUGAACAGGACCUUACUUCGCUGCUGCUAGAUGCUACAAAAGAAUUACAGUCUGCUGGUCUGCUGGUGGAUUCCCUCCGUCAAUCACUCCAGACAAGCAGGGUGAUCAACGCCUCUGGAAGGCUUCUCUUGUCGUCUCUCUUGACCGCCCUCAGAGAAUUACCCAAGAGCGAAUUCCUGGUCCUUCAUAUUGUUGAGCAGAAUGCAGCUUUAGUCAUUCGACGAGAUCAUCCAGAGCGCAACGAAACUGUUCUAUUUGAGGCGUUUGAAGCUUCCGCCAGAUCUGAGGAUGUCCUUGCAUCUAAAAGUGCGCUACAAUGGGACUUCCCUGGGUGUGCGGUUGCGCUUCCAAUCUCAGAGUUCGAAAAGCCCUCCUUCCAAACCGAACUUGCCAAAUUUCUUGAAAAGGCCAGCAUAGAGUCGAUCAAGCGAUUUGCAGCAUGUACCAACAAGGCAGGAUCAUUUACUUACGAGACUCGUGACUCGGUCAACCCGUCCCUCAUCACCCAAAUGCUUAUGACUUUGCUUCAAGUCAACGGCACCCGGGUAUAUCCAUCACUUCUUCGAAAACGCGUUAGAGACGACGUGUCUUGGGAUGGAGCUGAGAAUCCUUGGCGCCGUGCACCCUUUUGGCUGGUACUUAGGGUUGCAGCUCAGCGACACUUGACUACACUCCUAGGUGGCGGCCGCGGAAGAAUAGUGUACAAGUUCGCCAUAUGCUUAGUCCUUGCCCAUAUUCUCGUUGAAUCACUAAACCACUUGAGCCCUGAGCUUGUGGUCCAUAUCAGAGCCAAACUAUGCCGGCGCAUUGUGAAAUUAGAGGUUGAGAAACAGGGGGCUGAUGUUCAGCUUCGAGAGCACUAUGUUUACAUGCUCGGGGUGUUUCGAGAAGUUUUUCUCCAGUCAACAGCUACAGCUACGAAACGACUUGAAGAUGACUGGGCCACAUUCAGGAGAUCUAUUCAACGGCCGGUUCUUCCACUCCCGCGUCGCGCCGACGAACGUCAUUUGCAUCUCACACUUCCAAACAGUGCCAGUUACCUCAGAAAUGUUCUCACGGUUUCCCUUCACCGACAAGCCGGAUUUCAGUCUUCGAUUACAUACACCCUUGCACAGCAUUACGACGUAUCUACUACGAUUACCAAACCGGGUACUGCCUUUGCCAAUCGAUACUUCGUACUAUCGGAAAUAGAAAACAAAAUUGAGCGGGAUCUCCAGUCGGAGCCAGAACAUGGCAGUCACGGCGAAAAUAGAUGCCUCAGUAUCGCACGGCUGAUAAAAAAGUAUCUUGCCGCUGCAGCGGGUGCUUAUGAUUUCAAUCCCGAGCAAAAGAGUGUCAUGAUUUUACGUGUAAUGGAGCUCUGGGCAUCACUAGAUCGAGUUGUUAUUAAGCUCUUUCCGUUACUGAGAGAUUAUCACCUUGGUUUCCAAUCAAUAAUAAUGGAUGUCUUGCAGCUAUCUCGACUCCAAGAUAUGUCCCGUCUGCAGGAGAUACGAGCAUAUAUUCAAGAGAGAAAUGCGACGUGCAAGGAUCCUCAUAAGACAUUAUUCGGUGACCCGGAGAAAGGGUGCUUUGCGGAGCGGUACUACGACGAAUCAACUGACUCACUCAGACUAGGCCAACUUCGCCAACAGAUAGAAACAGCGGCUGAGCAAGCUAGAGCAAUGAAAGAGCGAGAAUGGGAAGAUAAAUGCGUGAAAUAUGAAGAAUUAGUGAGGCAAAUCGCGGGAACAGCAUGCCUCUAUGUUACGGACCAUUUAAAUAUCAAGGUCCACGCUAGUCGACAGUGUAAGAAGUGUUUUCACGAACGGGAGAGAGAAAGAUUCAGGAUCCAAGCCCACGAGCACCCUUUACCAACGAACCCAGUCCAUGCGAAGGCAGUCGUUUUCGAACUCGGCUGCCCUAAAGAGCUUGCCGCCUACCGGGAUAUAACAUGGCGGAUCAUAAGUACUCUCGCUCUCGCAACUCUAGUUGAAGGUGACCAGCCUAAAGAGAUGCUUAAGGAUUAUUCCGAGCUCAGGGCUUACUCUCAGUCAAUGACCUCCCAAUUCUCGCUCGUGUCGGAGAAAAAGUCGUUCCUUAAAACUCACUAUGCACGUCGACGAUUUCCUGUUGAUCUAACCGACGUCUGUCUCCCAAAUGGACUGAAGCAAUUCAAAUAUUAUGAUACAACGUUGAAUAUAUGGCCUGGGAGGCAAUCCAAAAAGACUUCAUUUGCACACCAUUGCGGGAUUACAUUACCUCCAACCUCACCUUAUGCUUCACUGCUACUCUCACCUGAAUUCUCUGCCGAUGGAUCUGGGCUUUCGUCAUACCAAGUCGUCGCAAGUCAGACAAAGUGCCCUUCAGGGCUGAAUGUACACGAAUUUAUGGCAUUCCAGUCUUUAGUUUCUGGCAGAACUCGAAGGUGGCCCCAGAUAUUAGUAGAGCUUGGUUCGACGAAUCUUAAUUUUAGCGCAGAAUCGACAACCUUGUUGAUGGGCCUACUCGCACUGCAGGUUGGACCAUCUCAUAAAAUUGAUCCGCUUGGUGCAGUGCAUGUUGCUUUUAGGGACGAAGCAUUCUGCAAGAGAUUCGUGGAGCAGCUUGACCAGCGCCUCGAUAAUAUAUCGCCUAAUUAUCGCGAGGUGAAUUGCAUGGAGACGAUAAUAUCUUUUAUCCUGAGACUCACACUCCUUGCAGACUCUUUCACUGCAGAGUCGGUUAAGUUGUUAGAAAAGGCCCGAAUUACCACAUUCAACUGGCUCAAAGCGUUGAGGUCGGAGGUUCAGAUAGCCACAGAUGCUGAUAUCUCUCAAAGAUGCUCUCGCUACGCCUGCUGGUCAGCCCUGCUCUGCAAACGAACCUUUGCAAUAUACGUGGAACGCGGUCAACUUUUAGAACCGCCGGCUCUUCGCUGUUUCAUUGAGUGUUCGAUCACAUUGCAGGAUAAUUUAGUUAGCGAUCCGGCUACAUUGCCCUUGCUUCUCAGAAAUGCCCUCAUCCGUGAUUUGAAAAUGGUACACCGAAUGGGGGACAUCCUUCGUCGGUCCCUAGAAGCCAGCCCAAGCAGCUUGGUUUUGUCCCUCGAGUCAGUCUGGCCUGAUACUGAACUUGCUUCAACGAGAUCUUUCUCUAGGUUUGAGUUCCUGGAAGGGAAAAAUCAAGGCUGGGUGAAAGUAACCAUUGAUGCCACAUCCAAGGCCCUAGAACAGACGAUUCAUUUUCAUCUACUGGAAGGGCAUUUGCUGGUUAUGGGCAAACCUGUUGGUAAAUUGCCUGCCGAGCAUAGAACAUCGGCUGUUCUCCAGCAGCUCUUUGGGAAUCAGAGCUUGCUAACGUACCCAUCUUCUCUCCCUGGAAUGACCUACAUGUUGGCGAUUCUCGUUCAUGGACAUCAGAUUCAUCUUGGAUUCCGCAACCGGAUGCUAGUGGUUAGGGCUUUAGUACAGAACACUGUUCUAGAGCUAAUUCCCCAGGACAAGUUUGGUAACCUACGAAAUUUUGAUCUGCCUGCGUCCCUGCUCAUGAACUGUGUUCAUUGGCUUGACCUUGAGACAGGUAUCAUUGAAGUCAGACAACAGCCAGAUAUAUGGAAAUCAAAACCUAGUAACUGGACCUUGAAUUUCUACACUCGCUCUGCAACCCGCCGCAAUGUCACGCUCGUCGAUCCGCAGAGCCCACUUUUCUCUAGAAUUGCCCGGAUCUUUGACAGGUUCGAAUAUCGCCACCAUCUAACUGUAUUCCAGCCACACAAAGUACCUUUAUCCGUGGAGUUGCGGCGCCUAGAGCUCACCUUCGUUGUCAACGGAAGGAACCUACUCGAAUCUCCGCAACUACAGGCGGAAAUAGUCAUUGACCAAGACGCUGGCACUUGGUAUGGCCUGAGUUCAAAGAUCGUAAUGAAAGAUGUGAUUCGGCGCCGUGAUCCCCGUACCCAACGGUUUAUCCAUUCAACCCCUGGCCGCCAAAUAAGCAUCAUUGUGCCAAUAGGGGAUAUACGAUAUAAGCGUUAUGGGCCACACGUCAUAAUUGAUGUUCAAAAUGACGGUAGUUAUGGCAGAUAUACAGUUAACCCCGUGUUGAAGCGUCUCGACUGUCCGGCUGAGCCGCGACUCCUAUAUUUGAAGGCCCAAUUUCACGCAUAUACAUCUUUUGUCUUACCGGACUCACUCACGGGCCGCACUGGAACUGAAGAGGCGAUACCCUGUCUGAAGUCAGGGUAUUGCCAACCGUGGACACCCCUUACCGUCGGUCCACAACGAAGUCUCCAUACACUCUCGAAACUUACCCCGCGAAGGGAGUACUACCCAAAAGAUCUCAAAGUAAUGCAGAAGACGCUCUGGGACCCCCAGCUUACGGCGUCUAUACAACAUGACAGUCUUAGGGCUGUUGUCCAAGAUAUCCUUGCGAAGUCGGAGCAGCUAUCCAUGUUCGCCUCACAAAAGGAUGAGAUCCUUUCCCUGGAACAUGGGGGCGAGAUUCACUUGACUUCACGGAGCCAAUUGAGACGUGAGGCCUAUGAACGUCCGAAUGAUGAAUCUGGCGGACAGCAAGCGUUCCCAGAUCUAGAAUAUUUUUCCCGAGAUCGAUGGAUUAAUAGCCCAGGACGGUUGAAUGUUAUUGAGUCCACGGCGCUGAUUCGUGACUGGCCUUCAAAGAUCUGUACAACACAGGACUUGGCAGGAAUUCUCCAGGGUUGGGUCAAUAUUGGCGGAUGUUCCUCCAGCUUCGACAAAGUCCUUUUGUCCGAUCUUCUUAACGUGCAGUUUGACGCUGAAUGGGGAUCUAUUGCUAAUCUUUGCCGAAGCUGUACCUUCGAGGACGGAUAUCGGCUUAUGUUCCUUUUCGGUAUUAUAUCAUUCCGACAGGAAGCCGACAUGGCAGUUGUAAGGACCUUGAUAUCUUUUGCCUUGCUUAUGGAUUUGAAGCAUCUACAGCCUCCAAGUUGGCCAGGUUAUAAUAACUUUCGCCCCGACCAUGUACCAGGCGUGGAUUACUUAGUCCAACUAAUGAGCCCGUGCCUCACCCCUUAUGGCGGCGACGAAAGAUCCACUUUCGAGUUUGUUCUUGGUUUCAAACUACGAAAAAAGCUCGAAUGUGCUGAGCUGGCACAUCAACAACAGCAAAAGAACGACGCUACUGCUCUAGCAAAUUUUCUUCUGGAGCAAUGGCCGUGUUCGGAGCUUACUAUUGAAGGAUUUUCGAGGCCUGUUUUAAUUAACAUUGCUGAUGCCAUGGAUAUCAUUCGUCCAGAAUGGCAACGUUUGUCCCAGAACUUAGAACUUUCGAAAUAUAUUGCUCAAGUACAGUUAGUCUUGGAUCAGCAUCGCGCUACAGCUACAGUCCUGUCAUCUAACAUCGAGGUUAGAGAGCAAGAGGUACUUCCGACUCGCAUCCGUGGGGGAGAGUUCCCAACUUUAAAAAAGACUCUUCUUCGCAAGACGGUGCUAAGACCCCAUACCUCCGCAAUGUUUGCGCUAGACACCGUGGUUGUAAAUCAUUCCCCCACACAUGUGCCCAAUUCCCAGCGCCAGAAGACCAAUAACAUAUUAACAUCUCCCAUCUCGCCGGGGCAUAAGGUCCCCCAAGUCGCGUGGGAGAUUGACGAGCUCAACAAGAUUAUCGACCAAGUCACAAGGUCUAAGUCAGCAGUCCGACAACAGUAUGGAAAUGAUUUAAAGCAGAGUUUGGAUGCACUUCGGGGCCUCAAGAACCUGGUAGUCGAUGAAGGGGAAGUAACCGAUCUAACAAACUUAUCAGAGGCAAUCUUAAAGGCUAGAAAUCACACUAAAGAGAGGCUCAAUUGGCUCCAGGAGACAUUUGAAAGGGAUGACUCUCGCGUGAUCUGGCUUCAGCAAGGUGGGUUGUGGCCUAUUAUAACCCCAGUUACAGUCCUUGAGAACUUGCGCUCGAUUUCACGAUGUGUCUUCGGUGAUGGUAUGAAGGAACUUAUCACGGCUUAUGCAUUAUGCAUCACCUCGUUACAACGUUUGAUUAGAAUAGAAGACGCACAACAGAAAUCUCAAUAUCAAAGAAUGAUAGAAGAGCAACGCAACCUAGGUCACACUAACUGGAAUCCACAAGACCAACCGGAUUGGCUACUUCUCGAAAUCGACGCGAACAUGCUUAUCCGACCUGUUCAAGUCGAUGUUACUCUUGCUACAACCUCGCCAUACUCGGGAUCGAACUCAGUGUUGCAGAUGAACAUGGGACAAGGCAAAACCUCUUGCAUCAUACCAAUGUCGGCAGUCAGCCUAGCAAAUGGUAAGAGCUUGCUUCGAGUAGUUAUUCCCAAAUCUUUGCUGUUGCAAACGGCCCAACUGCUCCAAGCCCGCCUAGGUGGGUUGGUUGGGCGCGAGAUCCGACACGUCCCCUUUUCGCGCAAAACUCCAACACAUUAUACAGCCAUCCAGGCGUUCCACAGGAUACACAAAGAUAUAAGAGAUGCCCACGGAGUGAUGCUAGCGCUUCCCGAACACUUAUUGUCUUUCAAGCUGUCAGGACUACAGAGGCUGUCAGAUGGCCGCAUUAAUGAAGCCAAAACAAUGAUCAAAGUGCAAGAUUGGUUAACCGGUAAGGCGCGGGAUGUGCUUGAUGAAUGUGAUUCUAUUCUUGCAAUUAGAACACAGUUGAUCUAUCCCUCUGGCUCACAAACAACGGUUGAUGGCCAUCCUCACAGAUGGGAAAUCGCAGAGGCACUGUUAAACCGGGUUAGUGGACACCUAUGGAAUCUACAAAAAGACUACCCUCGAAGCAUUGAGGUCAGACGUCCUCAAGGUGGAUUCCCAGUUGCCUUCUUCCUCCGCAAAGAUGUUGAAGAUCAACUGAUCGCAAGGUUGGUCGACGAUAUCUACCAUCAGCGGAUAUCGAUUCUACCAUCGCAAGGUACAAAUGCGGAUCUCCUUGUGAUCAAGCAAUUUAUCUCGGACGCCAAGGUUUCUGCCCACGUUGCAAAGUCAAUUCAGAAAAUAUAUCCUGACAAUCCUUCCGUCAAACAAACUCUUCAUCUUCUCCGAGGACUGUUUGUGCACCGAAUACUACUAAUGACGUUGAAAAAGCGUUGGAAUGUUCAAUAUGGACUUCAUCCUGGCAGAGACCCAAUUGCCGUCCCAUAUACAGCCAAGGGGUGCCCCAGUGAGCAAGCCGAGUGGGGACACCCCGAUGUUGCUAUCCUGUUCACAUGUUUAGCAUUUUAUUACGAUGGCCUCAGCGUCCCACAACUUCGCCAAACACUCGAUCAUGUUCUAAAAUCGGAUGAUCCUUCUCAAACAUACGACCGAUUCUCACAAGGCUCUAAUCUCCCCGAUUCGUUGCGAGAAUGGAAUGCAAUCAAUAUAGAUGACGAAGCUCAGCUUAGAGAGAUCUGGCAGCAUGUUCAUUAUAACGUCGCGGCUAUUGAUUAUUUCCUGAACUGUUUUGUUUUCCCAAGGCAUGCCAAACAAUUUCAGAUGAAGCUGCAAGCUUCGGGCUGGGAUAUCCCGCUCAUGUUACUUUGCCAUCACUCAAAUGACGUUAAUGAAGUCACAGAACCAUACAAGCCAUUGACUACAGGAUUUAGUGGGACCAAUGAUUGGAAGAGGAUGCUUCCUUUGACCAUCAAUCAGCGCGACCUCCCGGGACUUGCUCAUACCAACGCAGAAGUCCUAACGUAUCUACUACAACCCCGAAAUCGAAGAUAUGUCCUUGCAGCAGACUUCCGUGGGAAGCACCUGUCCGAGAUUGAGCUGCUUAAAAAGAUUACAGGCUUUGGGAUUCGAGUAUUAAUCGAUGCUGGCGCGCAGAUUCUAGAGAUGACCAACUACGCGCUGGCGAAGGUGUGGCUUCAGAUAUUCACCGAGCCUCCAGCAGCUGUCUACUUCGACGAAAAGAACCGACCAAUGGUACUGUAUAGGAAAGGCUAUCAAAUCCCUCUUUUAGCUUCCCCGUUUGCCGACGAUCUGGGAGAAUGCCUCGUAUACUUGGAUGAGGCUCAUACAAGAGGAACAGAUUUAAAAUUUCCACCGAAUGCGAAGGGAGCAUUGACUCUUGGGCUUGGGCAACCCAAGGACCAUACUGUUCAAGCUGCAAUGAGAUUGCGACAGCUUAGUACAUCACAAUCUGUGGUAUUCUUUGCGCCACCUGAGGUCCAUCAAAGCAUCAUGGAUCUUCGCAAAUAUAAGUCAGGAGCCGUCAUCGAUUCUUAUGACGUGAUAUGCUGGCUUCUGGAGCAGACAUGCAGCGAGAUCGAGCUACUACAACCUCUAUACUUUUCCCAAGGCAUUGACUUCUGCCGCCGUGCCCAAGCCGCUUUGGACAACCAAGACUUUCUGGCAGACUCAGACCACCGCAAAAUUUACCUUGCCUCUCUACGAUGUAUCGAACAGCAAACACUGGAGCAAUUGUACGGGUUUAAUAUAAAGGCCAAGACUUUUACGACUUCCGGAAAGCUUUCGCCGUCUAUAGCGACAUUUAAGAAAGAGCUAGAUAAGCGACGGAAGGGUUUCCAGGACUCAGGAAAUGCCGUCCACGGUUCAGUACUACAGGAAGUUGAACAGGAAAGGGAAAUUUCACAUGAAGUGGAAGCCAUUAGGGAGGUGCAAAAGCCUGUCCAUUACCAAUCGCACAAUUUCCCAGGGCUUCACAAGGACAUCAUUGCCUUUGCAAAAACUGGUCGACUUGCUGCAGGUGCUACAACAUUUGUGGAGGCAUUUGUUGCUCUUGGAAAUGGGACAGCCCUAGGCCGUAAAUACGGUAUCAACAGUAAUGCAGUCUCAUGCAGGCUGCAUGUUUCAUAUCAAUUUACCAAGACAGUCAACUCACCGUUGGAUCGCCCUCUUGACCAAUUCCAGCGCCCGGUGAACUGGGCCAUCUUCAGCGUGCUAACCGAUGUUGCCGUCAUUGUCAUCCCGGAAGAGGCUGAGCAGCUACUGCGCCUGAUGCAUGGAGCAGAAAGCUCGCCAACUCAUCUCCUCGCAUACGCGGCCCCCGUUACAAGAAAGAUGCUGCAUUUCAAUGAUUUCAGAUACUAUUCAGUACCAUCGUUGCCCAAAGACUGGGAGGCGCCGAUGUGGUUUCGCAUUGAGCUCGGCAUAUUUGCGGCACGUCUCUACUUCCCCUACUCAGAGUACACCUACUUGCUUCAGUAUCUUGGGAUAAAGCAUAAUGGCUCGAAACUUGAGGAGGAAACUGAAGACUCUGGUCCCGAAGUCGAUGUUGUAGACGACACUAACAAAGAGCCGGAGCUAUCUGCGAAGAAGUAUGAACUUCCAGCCUUCACCCGCAAGCCCCUUAGCUUUCUUCAAGAGUAG